Molecule: messenger RNA, 633 nt
Organism: Cylicostephanus goldi
Lineage: Eukaryota; Metazoa; Nematoda; Chromadorea; Rhabditida; Strongylidae
Source: the annotation of a GenBank genome assembly
AUGUCAAUUCAGACUUCAUAUUCUGUAGUGUAUGGGCGCACAGCCACAUACUUUUCUUUUGACUAUACUCCUAACCAGAUUUUUCAGGACACUAUUCCAACAAAUUCUUCGCUAUAUCAGCAAAACAAUACCGAGGCAACAACGGAUCUGUUUUUGUCCUCCACUCAGAAUUUCCAGGAAAGUAUGAUUCCAUCAUUCUCGUCGCUGUAUCAAGAAACAAAUCAUACCAUGAAUACAACAGAAUUGUUUUCCUCCUCGACCCAGGAAACCUCGAUUCCGACGCUUUCUUCCCUGGUUCAAGAAACAAACCACACUGUGCCAACAUCAAACAUAUUUUCUUCUUUGAACACUUCUGCAAACGCAGAAGUGUUCAAAGGGGAAAAGGAGGUUCUACUCGAAGCUACAUAUUCCAAUACCACAAAAAGACGAGCCAAGAAGGAUGUCUCAUCUAUCGAUGCCUUGGAUAUAACAGACAAUAAAUUUCAUAGCAAUCCAUGCCUCCUGCAGCAUAGAUGCCUACCAGCUGAACGCUGCAGGGACAAAGCUUCUCGGGUUACAUAUAAGGCUGCUGAAGCGGCGAUUCUGGAGAUGGACUGGGAAAGAGUCGUAGUCGACUGUAGUGGGCUAGGUUGA